AUGCAAUCCCGAAUCAACCCUAGAUCUGUUCUUUUCCCGCUUGUUGUGGUCUCGGAAUUCUGUAAUGCCGCACUAUACAACACCGUCGUUGAGACCAAUCACGGCCCCAUACAAGGUUAUCCUGCUUUCAAUAGUACCCCCAGCGGGAACUUGACAAAUUGGGAGCAUAUCACAGUAUGGAAGGGCAUACCCUUCGCAGCAUCAACGGCAGCUCAGAAUCGAUUCAGAUCGCCUCAACCAGCCGAAUCGUGGAAUCAGACCUUACUAGCGAAAGAUUUUGGACCUAUCUGCCCUUCUGCAACAACCGGCGACAAUGGCUACAACAUCAGUGAGGAUUGCUUGAAUCUCAACAUCUGGAGUGCCGCCAAUUCCAGCGAUGCGAAGCUUCCCGUGGUCAUGUGGAGUUAUCCAGCGGAAUCUACUGCCGCGGACGCUCUCUUCGACGGUGGCGGUAUGGCGGACAAGGGCAUCGUCUAUGUCAACUACAAUUACCGGACCGGCUCUUUCGGGUGGUUGGCGCACCCUUGGCUCUCGGAUGAAGUCUUGGAGGAGACCGGCCACAAUAGCUCGGGCAAGUGGGGGAUGUUAGAUCAGUUCGCCGCCUUGAAAUGGAUUCACGCGAACAUUGCAGCCUUUGGUGGAGACCCUGAUCACAUCACCGUCAUGGGCCAGUCGGCAGGAUCCGCUGCAACGUACCAUAUCGUGAACAGUCCUCUCACCAAGGGUUUGAUUGUUGGGGCCAUCAUCGAAUCUGGAGUGCGGGAUCCACACGACCCUCUUGCGACAUCUCUUGCCGAAGGAUAUCAAACAUUGGAGACCGCUCUGGAGACUGGCGAGGAAUACGUGGCCAGUCUAAAUGUCAGCAGCCUCGAAGAGCUACGGGCAUUACCGAUGGACAACCUUACCACUUCAUUCAUGGAUACACCUACCUACCUCGAGUCGUUACAAAAGGGCCCAGCAAAUGACAUCCCGAUCAUCACUGGAAACACAAAGGAUGAAAGCGGCGCCAAUUAUGGUCAGGUCGAGAAAGUAACUGAGUACUACUCAUUCCUUAAUGAAACAUACGACAGCGAUACAGGCAAUUGGACCUCCGAGUUUCUCGCUCUCUACCCAACAGACAAUUCGACUUCCGCAACAGGUGCCUACGACUCGCAGUUCACUGACCGGUCUAAAGUUGGCACCUGGCUCUGGGCAAACCUUUGGCAUCCUGCUGCUUCCAGCCCGGUGUACACGUAUUUCUGGGAUCAUGCUCCGCCAAAUCAGACUAGGGGCGCCUACCACGAGUCUGAGAUCAAUUACGUUUUGAACAACCUCUAUGACACAGACUCUCCCUGGACAGCCGAGGACUACGAGAUCGCGGCCAAGAUGAACGGCUACUGGGCCGAUUUCAUCAAGACUGGGGAUCCGAACGGAAACAAUCUCCCGUCCUAG
Messenger RNA from Exophiala viscosa, 1431 nucleotides. RefSeq names its product carboxylesterase. The transcript has 2 exons. Bases 1 to 1431 code for a protein of 476 amino acids. NCBI's taxonomy places the organism in Eukaryota, Fungi, Ascomycota, Eurotiomycetes, Chaetothyriales, Herpotrichiellaceae. The record is from RefSeq and is a predicted model, not a curated record.